AUGGAGCACCGUCGUCGGUCGAUAAACGAUCGCGAAAUUGAGUUGCAGUUGGAAGCCAUGUUUGGCCUUUCAGAUGGUACAGAUUCAGAAGACAGUUUGGAAGAUUCCGAUACUGAUGACAUUGAACAAUUGCUUUCGCCUAACAACGAUUCCUCUUUUCAACCUUGCAUUGAAACAGACUUUGCAGACUCUUUGUUGACAGCUAGAAGUAGUAGAAGACACGGAAAACAUGGGCCAGAACAGGCAACGGAUGAAUGGGAAGAAGAUGACGACCAUGAGAUUGAAGACGAAAUAGGUACAGAAAGCAACAACAGAAGAGAGAAUAUUCGGAAUGAGACAAGUGAAGGGACAACAGAUUGUGAAAGUGAUAAUGAAGUGGGAGGAGCAGGAAACGUUAGAGUACUGCGUGCUUCAACAUCUAGCGCCACCACUGCACGACCCUUUGAUUCCACAUCAAUCAAUACACGAGAUGCAGAGGUGACUGCAUCCACCGCCUUGGUUUCAGAAGAAUCAGAUUCCGAUGAAGAAGAAAUAGAAUGGAAGAAAGUUGAUUGGACAAAUGAUCCGAACGUGCCUUCCUUCGAUGAAGACGAACUUCAAUCGCAGAACCAUUUUCCGAGUAGAUCUAGAACAAUCGCUUACUUCGAAGUAUUUUUUGAUAAUGAUGUGAUUGAAAACCUACUUGUUCAAUCAAACUUGUUUGCUCGUCAAUCAAAUGUUAGAAAUUUUACUCAAAUUACUAAAGACGAACUCAAAGCAUAUCUUGGAAUGCUAAUACAAAUGGGGAUACACAAACUACCGUCAAUUGAAGAUUACUGGUCUAGCAAUCCAGCAUUAUGUGUCCCUGAGAUUGCUGAAACCAUGACGCUCCAAAGAUUUCAAAAGAUUUCUAGAUGUCUACAUGUAAAUGACAACGAACAGAUGCCCAGAAGAGGUGAAACAGGUUUCGACAAACUUUAUAAAAUUCGCCCACUACUCGAUCAAAUAAACCAGAGGUGUCAAAAUAAUGCCCGAAAUACAAGAUCUCAGUCCAUUGACGAAUCAAUGGUAAAGAUCAAGGGACGCAGUACGCUAAAACAGUAUAUGCCCCUCAAACCUGUCAAGCGCGGUUACAAAAUUUGGGCUAGAGCAGAUAGCAAAACUGGGUAUUUGUUUCACUUCCAAGUCUAUACUGGUAAAGGAGACAAUGUGGAAACUGGUCUAGGAAGUAGUGUGGUAAAAACUCUAGCUCAACCACUUAUCGAUGAAGGUUGCUCAGCUCAUAUUAGCUUUGACAACUUUUUUAGUAGUUAUGACCUUCUUCAAUAUUUAUACGACCAUGGCAUAUACAGUACAGCAACAGCGAGAAAUGACAGAUUGGGAAUGCCUGUUUUAGUAAAGAAACCUACUGGUCUAAGAAAUUGCGGCGAAAUCAUGAAGAGGCAAAAUAAAAAACUGAAACAACUACAAAAAGGGCAGUAUAAGUGGCGAGUUCGGAACAACGUAGGAUUUUCGAUCUGGAAGGACACAAAAUUAGUAACCAUUAUGAGUACAGCCUUUCACCCGAAAGAAGAGGCUACAUGUCAACGUACACAAAAGGAUGAAAGCAAAAGACCUUUUCCCUGUCCACGCUCAGUUGUAGAGUACUCGAAGCGAAUGGGCGGAGUUGAUAAAUUUGAUCAGCAAAAGCCACUUAUGAUGUCGCUCGUCGAAGCAAAAAAUGGUGGAAGCGGUUAUUUUUUUUCUUGUUCGAUGUAG
Parnassius mnemosyne (clouded apollo) is the source of this 1737-nucleotide messenger RNA. Lineage: Eukaryota; Metazoa; Arthropoda; Insecta; Lepidoptera; Papilionidae. The record is from the annotation of a GenBank genome assembly.